Monopterus albus (swamp eel) is the source of this 6190-nucleotide messenger RNA. RefSeq names its product ubiquitin specific peptidase 47 (gene usp47). Gene Ontology annotation, molecular function: cysteine-type deubiquitinase activity. Gene Ontology annotation, biological process: protein deubiquitination. The transcript has 28 exons. Gene Ontology annotation, cellular component: nucleus; cytosol. The record is from RefSeq and is a predicted model, not a curated record. Lineage: Eukaryota; Metazoa; Chordata; Actinopteri; Synbranchiformes; Synbranchidae.
CGACAGAGCUUCCCGACUGAAGUCUCGCGGAGUAAAACACCGGCCAUUUUUCUCCAUUUAUAGCAGGAGACACUUUGCGCUUCGGAAGUGUAUCCGAGAGUGUUGCGAUCACUUUUGAAAGCCUAUAAGUUUUCGCAAGUUUAAUUUUAUUAUCCAAGCAUCCAGACUUACAACAAACCGAACACACACCAUGUCUGUGUUUACCGCUUCAAAGUUUUUUCACUGACAUUCCUUGUCCGGAUAGAUGCUUGUCUAAACUAUCGCACAAAUGGAAAUGGUGCCUAGCGAGGAGAACCAGUUCGUACCAAAAGAGAUCCAAAAUGCAGCUGAGGAGCCGAGAGUGCUGUGCAUAAUCCAGGACACCACCAGUGCAAAGACAGUCAAUGAGAGGCUGACUCUGAACCUGCCUGCUUCCACGACCCUCUCCAAACUUUUUGAAGAUGUUGCCCACAAAGCAGGAUAUGUAAAUGGGACUUUUGAUCUCGCCUGGGGAAAUACACCGGACAUGGCACCACUGGACUAUAACAGUGAGACAUCCCUCUCAGAUUCUGGAUUUGAACCUGGUGGUAAGAGGAAUUUCCUCCAAAUUACAGACAAAGAUGGAGAGCAACCGCAGAUUGUGUCGGAUGAGUCAGGAACUGCAGAUAGCAGUGGACUGGAUGACAGUUCUCAGGAGCGCUUUAUUGGGCCUCUACCGAGGGACGGCACAGCAUGGUGCAGUGGUGACUGCAGCAGUCCAUCUUACUCCUACUCGUCCAUCCUCAACAAAUCUGAGACAGGCUAUGUGGGCUUGGUCAACCAAGCUAUGACCUGUUAUUUGAACAGUCUUCUACAAACGCUGUACAUGACCCCAGAGUUCAGAAAUGCACUCUAUAACUGGGAGUUUGAGGAGUCAGAGGAGGAUCCAGUCACCAGCAUCCCUUACCAGCUGCAAAGACUGUUCGUCCUGCUGCAGACUAGUAAGAAACGGGCAAUUGAGACCACUGAUGUGACCCGGAGUUUUGGGUGGGACAGCAGCGAGGCUUGGCAACAGCAUGACAUCCAGGAGCUGUGCAGGGUCAUGUUUGAUGCCCUGGAGCAAAAAUGGAAGCAGACAGAGCAGGCUGACCUGAUCAACCAGCUGUACCAGGGAAAACUUAAGGAUUAUGUUCGUUGUCUGGAGUGUGGCUAUGAGAGCUGGAGGAUUGAUACUUACUUGGACAUCCCUCUGGUGAUCAGACCUUUCGGAGCCAGCCAGGCCUACGGCAGCGUGGAGGAGGCUUUGCAGGCAUUCAUCCAACCAGAAACUCUGGAUGGGCCCAACCAGUACUUCUGUGAACGCUGCAAAAAGAAAUGUGAUGCUCGGAAGGUGAGCAUACUGAAACUGUGACAUNNNNCCUACCUGCUGACACUACAGCUGAAGCGGUUCGACUUCGACUACACCACUAUGCAUCGCAUCAAGCUUAAUGACCGCAUGGCUUUCCCUGAAGAGCUUGACAUGAGUCCAUUCAUUGAUGUGGAAGAUGAGAAGUCGCCUCAGACAGAGAGUUGUACUGACAGUGGAGCAGAGAAUGAAGGUAGUUGCCACAGCGACCAGAUGAGCAAUGAUUUUUCCACUGAUGAUUGUGUGGAUGAGGGCAUCUGCUUGGACAGCACUGGCAACACAGAGAGGAUGUUGAAGCCAAAGAGUUUGCUGACCUUUGAACUGUUCUCCAUCAUGGUCCAUUCUGGUAGUGCUGCAGGUGGCCACUACUACGCCUGCAUCAAAUCCUUCAGUGAUGGCCAGUGGUAUAGUUUCAAUGAUCAGCAUGUUAGUAAGAUCACCCAGGAUGAUAUCAGGAAGACAUAUGGAGGCUCCUCAGGGAGCAGAGGCUAUUAUUCUAGUGCCUUUGCAAGCUCUACAAAUGCAUAUAUGCUGAUUUAUAGAUUGAAAGAUCCCUCACGGAAUGCAAAGUAUUUAACUGUGGAAGACUUCCCAGAGCACAUAAAGAGUUUAGUUCAGAAGGAGAAAGAGUCUGAAGAGCAGGAAAAGAGACAGAGAGAGAUUGAACGCAACACCUGUAAGAUAAAGCUUUUCUGCAUGCACCCAGUAAAGAUGAUGAUGGAGAGCAAGCUGGAAGUGCACAAGGAUAAAACUCUCAGAGAAGCAACAGAGAUGGCCUAUAAGCUGAUGGAGCUGGAGGGAGUCGUCCUUCUGGACUGUUGUCGCUUGGUCAAGUAUGACGAGUUCCAUGAAUACCUGGAACGUUCCUAUGAAGGCGAGGAGGACACACCAAUGGGCCUCCUGCUGGGAGGAGUCAAGUCAUCAUACAUGUUUGACUUGCUGCUGGAGACCCGCCAGCCAGAGCAGGUAUUCCAGCCCUACAAACCCGGAGAGGUGAUGGUGAAGGUUCAUGUUGUGGAUCUGAAGAACGAGACCAUCGCCUCUCCAAUCAGUGUUCGGGCAUACUUGAACCAGACAGUCACUGAAUUCAAACAACUUAUUGCACAGGCUGCAGGGCUGUCUGCAGAAACCAUGCGUGUGGUUCUAGAGCGCUGCUAUAAUGACCUUCGGCUCCUCUAUGUUCCAAACAAGACAUUGAAGGCAGAGGGAUUUUUCAGGAGCAACAAGGUUUUUGUAGAGAGCUCUGAAUCGACAGAUCUUCAGGUUGCUUUCACUGACUCACUCUUGUGGAAACUGUUGGAUCGUCACGGGAAUACAAUCCGACUCUUUGUUUUACUGCCUGAGCAGUCUCCUGGAACCUUGGCCAACAGAACUCUUUACCAAAAAGUAGGAGGUGACUCUGAUGUGCCCUUUGAUGGGACAAAGGGUAACAGGAAAUCUGUAGAGGCUCUCCUCGAGGAGAGCACAGAAAAAUUAAAGAAUCUGUCUCUGCAGCAGCAGCACCAGGGUUCCAGCACCAGUGACAGCCAGAAAAGCUCUGACGCCAGCGACUUUGAGCAUAUCGAAUCCCCAACCCAAGAGGCUGACUCCAACUCUUCACUCUGUGUGGCGGCAGACAACAGAGAGUUAGAGAACCGGAUCAGGGGCGCAGUUGGGAGCAGCGGUGGUGCCACCUCUGACGCUGACAACCACUUUGCCUGUGAGGAGCGCUCAGACUCUGAGGUGAACAAUGAUCGCAGCACCAGCUCAGUGGACAGCGACAUUCUGAGCUCCAGCCACAGUAGUGACACGCUGUGCAAUGCAGAUAGCGGGCCCAUACAGCUGGCCAACGGCCUGGACUCGCACAGCAUCACAAGUAGCCGGCGCUCCAAAGCCCAUGAGGGUAAAAAAGAGACCUGGGACACUGCUGAAGAAGACUCGGGGACCGACAGCGAGUAUGACGACAAUGGGAAGAGCAAGGCAGAGGCUCAGUACCUGUACUUCAGAGCAGAGCCGUGUUCUCAGGAUGACUCCUCAUGGGAAGCACAAAAAUGUUUAGUGGUUCAUGUGGACAAGAGAAUAACAUUAGCAGCAUUUAAACAGAACCUGGAGCCAUAUGUAGGAGUCACCUCAACCCAGUUCAAGGUGUUUCGGGUGUAUGCCAACAACCAGGAGUUUGAGAGUGUACGGCUCAAUGACACGCUGUCAUCCUUCUCUGAUGAUAACAAGAUAACCAUUCGACUAGGAAGAGCACUGAGAAAGGGUGAAUACAGAGUUAAAGUGUAUCAACUAUUGGUGAAUGAACCAGAGCCCUGCAAGUUCCUUGUGGACACGGUGUUUGCCAAGGGCAUGACUGUCAGACAGUCCAAAGAGGAGCUGCUUCCUCAGUUGAAAGAGCAGUGCAAGCUUGACCUCGGCAUUGACCGGGUUCGUCUCAGGAAAAAGACAUGGAAGAACCCAGGCACAGUGUUUCUGGAUUACCAUGUCUAUGAGGAGGACAUCAGCAUCUCCUCUAACUGGGAGGUUUUCCUGGAAGUCCUUAAUGAGCCAGAGAAGAUGAAGUCUAUGUCACAGCUGGCUGUUCUCACCCGGAGGUGGAGUCCAGCUACACUGAAGCUGGGGCCCUUCCAGGAAGUGAUUCUGGAGAGCAGUAGUGUGGAAGAACUUAAGGAGAAGCUUAGUGAAAUCAGUGAUAUUCCUCUUGAAAACCUGGAGUUUGCAAAGGGCAGAGGAACAUUUCCUUGUGAUAUUUCUGUGUUGGAGAUCCAUCAGGAUUUGGACUGGAACCCUAAGGUGUCGACCCUUAAUGUGUGGCCUCUGUACAUUUGUGAUGAUGGAGCUGUGGUCUUCUACAGGGACAACACAGAGGAACUUGUAGAGCUGUCGGAGGAUGAGCGCAAUGAGCUGAUGAAGAAGGAGAGCAGUCGUCUGCUCAAGACUGGACACCGUGUCAGCUACUCGCCACGCAAGGAGAAAGCCCUCAAGAUCUACCUAGACGGAGGCCCUGCCAAGGACCCAGGGCAGGACUGAGGCACCGAGAAACACUUCUGGUUAUUUGAGGCAUCUGGCUGCUGUAGCAGAGCAACCAGACUUCGGGACUGUCUCAGUGUCAGGCCUGAUAGUGACUUGAACAUCAAGCAGUUUUGUGAGGCUGACGUGUGCUCACCCUCCAUUCUGGAUCCUAAGACUGGCUCAGAAACCUUAUUGUGCACUAUAGUGUAUUAUAUUGUAAAGUUUAAAGGGAAGUACAGAAGCUAUUCAUUAUGGAAAAGAAUCAAAUACUAUAUUGAUAAAUGAAUGCAGAGAUGUUAGGACUGUGAAACUGGGCUGGAAGGCAUCCAUCCUAUUUAAGUCUCCUGUCUCCUCCUAUGUCAAUCUCUUUCACACUUUUUCCCCAGCACCGUGUUUCUCUUUUUGUUUUGGACAUAGUGUUCUGAUCCAUCUGUGACCAUCUUCUAAUUGCAUAUGCUCACGCCUUGUGAUCGCUUUAUUAGAGAAAUUAUUCUUAUCAUACAGUACAUUGUUCACCUCCCUUCAAGACCAACAGUACAUGACUUACCCAGCCUUACUCAGCCUCACCUCUUGUGGCGAAGCUGCCUGGGCACUCUCUGUGGCGUUAUCAUUCAUUCACAAAUUUGAUGAAUCAAAAAAGCAGCAAUUAAAAAUUUGUAAACAGGAGGUUGUUCCUGCUCCUAUAAUGCCAGAGUAAUAUGCUAUGGGUUGUCCCUACUGUUGCUUGUUGUGCUUUAAUAGGAGCUUUACCUCCUGUUAGUUCACCUCCAUUAGAUUUAGUAACACACAGACUAUUGGUCCUUGUACUACAAAGUACAGUGAAGCAAAAGCAAGUAGACACUGGGUACAUCUCUUGUCUCUUAUAAGCAUCAUUGUUUCCCUGACUUGCAUCUUUUCCUUGUUUCUUAGUGCUACUUGCAAGAUGCAAGUAAAAAUGCGUGGAGAAACGUGAGGAGAAAAGACUUGAGGAAACAUCUUAUUAAUGGCAUGAAACGUCCUUUCUUCCAGUCCAUCUGAACUGACCAAUCACCAGUUUCUCAUAAAGGAGCAUGUCAGUUCACAAUAAAUUUCGCAAAGGAUGGUCUCGUGUAUCCUCGCUGAUGGCUCCUCUAGCACCAUCCUUGGUACUUGCUCCUCAGUCCUCAGAGCCAAUAUAAGACACUUGGAACAUCCUACAUCCUCGUGUGACCGAAACAAGUCAACAGAGGGUGCAGGAAUGAUUUUAUAAGGGACAUGAAAUGGGCUCAGUGUUAAGAAUCUUUUUGUUUUGUUCUCGUUACUUUUGUUAGGUUGCUCCAGACAUAAUUUUCCAGGUAGGUCUCAGGAGGCACCAGGCAUCUGUUAUCUAUAUCAGCCUUUAGGUUUGAAAGUGGAUUAUGCUCUUUUUGGGUUUUUUGGCACCAUGUGAACUGGGUGUACAUGUCAUCCACAUGUUCGUAUGUGAUGUUGUACUGAGGGGAGGGAGCUCUCUGGGGUUUUGGCAGAGAACGUGAGGAUGUUUUUGGCGCUUCUACCUGCUGCUGCUGCUGCUACUGCUGUCGCUGAUAGACUGUCACCAGAGGGUGGAGAAGGCCCACUGGACGUCUCAGUCUGUCUGGGCAGCUGCUCUGAGGACUGAAGCUCAGCAUAUUGGCCCUUCUGGGCUCCUGAUGCUGUCACCAGCUGUUCACUGUAGAAAUGCCAAUAUCUGAAGAAACUUUUUGUUGUUGUUGGUUUAUUUCUUUUGAGACUUAAAUCCUGUGUGAAUAUAGUUUGAUUUUAGAAAUGAAUUAAAAUGUUUGUUUUUUUUCCACAACAGUUUUCUGUCACUGUAAAUUAAAACGGCUUUUUAACUCA